AUGUCUUCCGUCCAUUCGCUGGAUAUUAGAGGCCCUCCCCGGAAAAAGAUGAGAAAAGGCACCAAGAGUUGUACCGAAUAUCGUCCUGAUAUAUGCAAUGAAUGUCAUGCUCGGGGCUUUACUUGCAUCGACCAGGAGUAUGGAACCUUGGAUCCCAAGGUCAAGGGGGUUCUUUCGGGAGAACAGCCGUAUAGUCUGCGCGAGCGUGUUACCCAGCUGGAAAGUGUAGUCAGGGACAUAUUGCAGCGUAUGGAACAGACUAGCCCCUCGGUUUCUGCAUCGCCUGUUCAGCCGCAUCACCACGAAGACCAUCCUACCAAGCCAUCUGAUGUGCCUAUGCCGCCUUGCACCAAAAUUCCAAGCUCCGAGGAAAAUACCAGCACCAGCAAGUCACUCGAUGCCCCAAUUACAGAAAACGAUCACAUCGAAAGUGCCCCCGUGUUGCAAUUAUUCAACAAUAACGUUGUUUCUCGUACCGAAGGGGCCACCUCACGUAGCCAAGAUGCUGCCGCUAUCAAGGAUAUUUCACCCAAAGCAAUAGCCGCCCGGAACGAACUUGCCAAAUUAAUCCCACCGCGUGGCGAUCUGAUUCGAAUUCGAAAUCUUGUAUCUCAUUGGUGGUCUGCAUGGAUUUAUUUUUUCCCCGAGCUUCGCAACAGUUGCACAUCAAGUCUUGUAGGCAACAACAAUAUCUUUGAAAUACCAGAUUCUCCGGGAGAGGUGGCCAAGUUUUUGAUUUGUCACCUGAUGAGUAUUGAGCAGCUUCCGGUUGAUUUUGAUUUCGCUUCUUUGGAAGUACCUUUCGAUGUGCAGGAAUACACAGACCGCUGCAUUACUGCAAUUGACCAUUUCAUUAUAAAUGACGAAGACCUAUCUAGCACGCUGCCCGGUCUUGAGGCUAUGGCCCUUUUGUCAAAAUGGUAUAGCAAUCUUGGCCGGCCGCGUAAAGCAUGGCUCAUGAAUAGACGAGCGAUUGAGUUGGGACAAUUGGCUGGCUUGCACAUUUCUACGGCGAGAGAGCCGCACCCAAACGACAAACUAUAUUAUCGACGGCUCAAGCUUUGGACGAUACUUGGAUUGAAUGAUCGGUUUCUUUGCCUCAUUCUGGGACUACCGUCUGGAAUUGCAGACAAGUAUUUCCGUCCGCAAGUGGAACGGCGAUUGAAAAUGGAGACCAGCCACUUGGACACUUACUGUCUCCGCCUUUGUCUUAUUUUAGGUCCAAUGAUUGAUCGAAACCAGGACGAUCCGGCCGAUAUGUCAAUCGACGAAACACUGAGAUUAGAACAGGAGUUGGAGACACAAGCAGGAGCUAUGCCCGAGCGUUUUUGGAAUUCUCAAAUUCCCGAUUCAAAGCUCUCUAUGUACGAAGUAACGGAACGCCUAGUGUUGCCAUUCAUAUACCACUUCACGCGGGCCACGUUACAUUUGCCCUUCAUGCUGAAGUCACAUAGCGACCCUCGAUACCGAUAUAGCCAAGAGACCGCAUUGAAAUCGGCUCGAAACGCGCUGCUGUCUUAUAAUAAAUUGCGCUCUUGGGACCUGAUGAACCCAUUCAUAUGCCGAAUGAUCGACUUCCAAGUCUUUUCGAUGGCAAUGCUAAUAAUCAUCAAUAUCUUGGGGUACUCCCAAGAGUCGCCGAACUAUAGCCCGGAACAAGAUGAACGGGACUGGGCUCUGGUCGAUCAAACUACCGAGGUACUGCGACAUGCCGCCUCUGAGCCUGCAGGCACCGUCGCCGCUCAAUCGUUAAUAAUCAUCGAGGGACUUAGCACCAAUGUGGGUAAUAUAGACCCAACAAUGUCGUGCAAAGUAUCAGUCCCCUACUUUGGGGUUAUCACAGUUUCACCAGGCAAAAAAAGAUUCAAAGGACGAAGUGAUCGACCCACGCCUAAUAGUGUGCCUGGCGGCCCUACUCUCAACCCGGUAUCUAAUAAUAAUCCCAAUCCAAGUUCUGCUCAGCCAAGCCCAUUCCAAAUUUACACACCACCUCUGUCCAAUACCAGCGAAUCUAAUGGCACAAUAUCAUCUUCAUCUUCGUCGUACACAAAUUAUACACCUCCACUCCUCGACGAUUCCCGUGUUCACCUAGAGAAUAUUUUCUCUUUGCCCAACGCUGGCAUGAUGGAUCAGAACAUAUUCACUGGGUUUGGUGCCGAUAGCCAAAAUUUAGGUCUGUGGUCUAACAUGAAUCUUGACUUGGAUCUGGAUCAGGGGUGGAAUUUGGAUUGGACGAAUGGCGCAAUGAUGUAG
Molecule: messenger RNA, 2253 nt
Organism: Talaromyces atroroseus
Lineage: Eukaryota; Fungi; Ascomycota; Eurotiomycetes; Eurotiales; Trichocomaceae
Exons: 2
Coding region: 1-2253 (750 amino acids)
Source: RefSeq, a predicted model, not a curated record